Messenger RNA from Penicillium brevicompactum, 330 nucleotides. RefSeq lists its product as uncharacterized. The record is from RefSeq and is a predicted model, not a curated record. The transcript has 2 exons. Bases 1 to 330 code for a protein of 109 amino acids. Lineage: Eukaryota; Fungi; Ascomycota; Eurotiomycetes; Eurotiales; Aspergillaceae.
AUGUUGAAAGACAAAGCUACAACGGGAGAUAAAUUUUGUCAUGCGAAUGAAUGCCACGGACGUCGUGGCAGUAAGGUUUCAUUCAAGCGUGGUCGGGAAUCGGAGUCAGUCGACGGUCUGCCCUCAGGGCUGCGCCGACAUGCAAAAUAUGCAGCUGAGCAACCAGAGAGCAAGACCCCCAAACGCUUACUGAAGAGAAAGACUGCCGUCGAUGUGGAAAUCCUCAAAGAGGAGAUGGAGGAUGUUAAGAAGACGCUUGCAUCUCUUCAAUCGCUUUUGACUGAACGAUACAAGAAAAAGCGGGUUUCUUUUGCAGAGGAUCUUCACUGA